Molecule: messenger RNA, 1615 nt
Organism: Callorhinchus milii (elephant shark)
Lineage: Eukaryota; Metazoa; Chordata; Chondrichthyes; Chimaeriformes; Callorhinchidae
Gene: dpep2
Product: dipeptidase 2
Exons: 11
Coding region: 124-1431 (435 amino acids)
Biological process (GO): proteolysis
Molecular function (GO): metallodipeptidase activity
Source: RefSeq, a predicted model, not a curated record
AGACAGACAGUGACUGACUGACCGACUGUCCCAGCUGGAGGACAGCAGCACAGCAUCCAUCACAACAAGCAGUGAGAUAAAAAUCAAAGAAUACUAAUUCUGGGCAAGGUUUCCUGAAGAAAAAUGAUUUCCUGGACACGGUUCCAUUUGAAAUUGACUUUCAAGUGGAGAAAGGCAUUCUUGGGAUCAUUUCUACUCCUGGUGCUUUCUACCAAGUUGGUGUCCUCGACCGAUGAAGGAAGAAAAGCUUUGCAAAUAAUGGAGCAAGCACCUUUGAUUGAUGGCCACAAUGAUUUGCCUCUGCAGCUGAGAAGAUUGUACAAAGGCGUGAAUAAGGCCAAUUUGUAUAAUAUGACAGGAACAUGCACAAAUAUUGAAAAACUGAAGAAAGGAAAAGUGGGAGCCCAGUUCUGGUCUGUAUACGUAAUGUGUGUGUCUCAAAACAAGGAUGCUGUACGUUUGACACUGGAACAGAUAGAUAUCAUCAAGCGCAUGUGCAAAGCGUAUCCAGACUUUGAGUUUGUCACAUCAUCAGAUGGCAUUAAAACAACUCAAAAGAUAGCCUGUCUUAUUGGUAUUGAAGGUGGAUUCUCUAUUGACAGCAGUUUGGCAGCGCUAAGGAUGUUUUAUGAACUUGGAGUGCGCUAUAUGUCCUUGACACACAACUGCAACACUCCAUGGGCUAAGAGUGCUGUGAGGGAGCCCAAUAAUGAAUACCCAUUAAUUACUAAUUUAACGGAUUUUGGCAAGGAAAUAGUGCAGGAGAUGAACCGACUUGGAAUGAUGAUAGAUCUAUCACAUGCUUCUUUGGAGACGGCAGAAACUGUACUUUCCAUUUCCAAGGCACCAGUGAUAUUCAGCCAUUCCUCUGCCUCUGCCAUCUGCAACCACCCGAGGAAUGUUCCUGAUAAAGUCCUUAAAAUAAUUAAAGAGAAAAAUGGUAUAAUAAUGGUGAAUUUUGCCUCUAUGUUAGUGACCAAGGCUGAUGUUCCUACUAAUGUUAUCAAUGUUGCAGAUCAUUUCGACCACAUUAAAAAGACUAUUGGAUAUGAAUCGAUUGGAAUAGGUGCUGACUUUGAUGGUGCACGGAGGUAUCCCAAAGGCCUUGAGGAUGUGUCAAAAUAUCCUGCAUUGAUUGAGGAACUACUGAGGCGCAAGUGGACAGAGAAAGAAAUAAAAGCUGUAUUACGAAAUAACUUCCUUCGUGUUUUUCAGAAAGUGGAAGAGGUGAGGGAUACAUUGCAGGAUGUACAACCCAGUGAGGUGGAGAUCGCUUUUGAGAAUGUUAAUCACGACUGUCACCUAGACCUCAAGAAAAUCGCCAGGACAAUGUCAAACGUACUAAAUUCACAAAGCCGGAUAACAGCUCCUAAUCUUACUAUUUUGUGCACAGUUAUUAUUAUACCAUAUCUGUACAUUUUAACUGGAUAGUGAAUCCAGUGUAAGAUUCUGUAUCUGCAAAGCUGAUUGAAAGAAGACAUGUAAGAAAAUGAAGAAAACCCCACAACAAAUUGGUAGUUAGAAAAAUAGAAUUUACAAAUCACGACAGAAUUAUUAGCAAGAUUGUUAAACAUUUUGAAAUAAAUUUUCACAGAACUACGGCUCCGCCACUGCC